GCGUAGCUGCGAUGUCCGAGAAGUGCUGCAGAGAGGUUGCAGGACAGGGCAUCCUCAAGAGAAAGAGAGCAUCGGUUGAGAAUAAAGAAAAUUCCAGUGUACACAUGUUUAUUAUUCGCCGCAAAGAUUCAGUCUCAUCCUGUUGGGUGUCAAUGUUGAGCUUCCAGAACAGGGGCAUUCAUGUCUUGGUGGACUCUUGUAACUCUUAUCCACAAGGCAGUGGCAUGGUUUGCGGGCUGCUACGGUGUUGUUAUCGAAUAUUUUGGGUGGAGACGUGCGAUCCAGGUUACACUGGGAGGCGGGCGAAGAACUGAUCGGCUAUAGUGUUCCUGCUGGGUUGAAAACGCGGAGGUUGGGGACGAGACAUGGCGCCAGUUGCAAUGUUGUCGACGAUACCGGCCACUGAGGCACCGGCACGCCCUGGAUGUGGAGGGGCAUUGGACUACUCGACUCCAGCGGCGGUUCCUGGAGCCAAGAGGGCCGAUCUUACUGAUGAAUGUCAAAGUUAUGCAUACAAGAAAUUGCAAACUCUGCUGUCAGACUCGCGCGAAAUUUUGAUUGACAAUGAUCAAGGGGGCUACACGAUCCCCGCGAAGGGACUGUACCCGUACCAAUGGAAUUGGGACUCCGCGUUGGUGGCGAUGGGGUGGGCCACGCUUGACGAAGCACGCGCAUGGGAGGAGAUGACCAAGCUCUUCUCCGCGCAGUGGGACGAUGGGAUGGUUUCCCAUAUCGUUUUCCACAAGCCUUCCACCACCUACUUCCCUGGCCCUGAGAUUUGGGGCUCCGUGGAGAAGCCGCGCAAAUCUACAGGCAUCACCCAACCACCUGUGGCUGCCAUAACAGUACGAAAUCUUUUCGAGCAAGCCGUGAAUAAGGAACUGGCCUUGACGAAAGUGAGAGAGCUCUUCCCCAAACUUCUUUCAUGGCAUCGUUGGUUCAAAACCGCUCGCGAUCCCGAGAACACUGGUCUGGUAGCCACUCUGCACCCUUGGGAGAGUGGCAUGGACAACAGCCCCGCAUGGGACGAGCCGCUCCGCAACGUCCCCGUCGAUGAUAUUCCACCAUACGUGAGGGCAGACUUGACCCAUGUGAACAGCUCCAUGCGCCCAAGCCAGGCCGAGUACGAUCGUUUUCUUACCCUCGUCUACCGCUUUCGCGCCGUGGACUACGAUUGCAACCAGCUCUACUACUUGUCCCCCUUCCGUGUCACCGAUUUGUGCACUAACAGCGUCCUCUACCGCGCCAAUCUCUCCCUUAGAUGGCUGGCCGAGUUGCUUGGAGAGUUGGACGUCCUCCCUGAGAUUGAUGGAUGGCUGGAAAGUACUCGUGCAGCGUUUAGCAGUCUUUACGACCCUGAGGCAAAGAUGUUCAAGUCCAAGGAUCAGCUGACGGGGAAGUUGUUGAAUGCCAGCACAUCUGCCGGUUUCCUGCCUCUCUUCGCCCGGAUUGCUACUCCUACACAAGCCCAGGAACUCGCUGGCACCCUGGAACGGUGGUUGAGUUGCGUCAAAUACGGAAUCCCUAGCAACGACCCUGAAUCAGCCGAUUUCGAAGCUCUCCGCUACUGGAGAGGACCCAUCUGGGCCAUCGUGAACUGGAUGAUCACCGAUGGCCUUCGUGCUUACGGAUUCGACUCCCUUGCGCAGCGCGUCGAAUCCGACACCUAUGAACUUCUUGGGUCUGGCAUUUACGAGUACUAUGACCCCACUGACGGCAAACCAGCAGGCGGUGGCAGCUUCUCGUGGACUGCCGCGAUGUGCCUCGCUUGGCUCAGCAAAGCCGUCCCUUCUUCAUAGAUGACGACCAACUAUACAAAUACCGUAGAAACCGCUCACUCAUAUAAACAAAUGCGAUCCCACACGAACACCAUCCUGCCAUGCGAGAAGUCCGGUCUCAGGCUUUUGUAUAUUGACAUGCCUGAAGAUCGCUUGACUGAAGAAGUAAUUGGUAAUAACAACUGCUUGAUACUCUCUUUGACAGAACCGACAAGUAGCUUAACAUACAGACACCAACAACAGACAGACCUAACUUAUGAUUGACAGAGUUUCUCGGAACAACAUUUUGGCUACGGCAACGGCGAACCUGUGGGCAGGAUCUUGUGGGUGAGGAAGUAUUAAUGAGGAAUGUCGUAAGUUAUAACUGGUUAAAGAAUAAGUGAUUAGUAUAGAAGUUAGUAACAUGAAGAAGCAACCCCAAGCAAUUCGAGAUUUGAAUUAGAAUAAUGGCAGUGAAGACAGCUUUCGACAUUUUAUUGACAAUGGUGAUCAUGCUUGGAGCCCACAAGGGGGUUUCAACUGGAACAUGCUGCGCCCGCAUUAAGGGUGGAUAUACGUACCAUGGAAAGGAACUCUAUAUAAGAAAAAAAAAUUCCACCUA
Messenger RNA from Physcomitrium patens, 2379 nucleotides. Its product is annotated as mannosylglycerate hydrolase MGH2. Gene Ontology annotation, cellular component: endoplasmic reticulum membrane. NCBI's taxonomy places the organism in Eukaryota, Viridiplantae, Streptophyta, Bryopsida, Funariales, Funariaceae. The record is from RefSeq and is a predicted model, not a curated record. Gene Ontology annotation, molecular function: Glc3Man9GlcNAc2 oligosaccharide glucosidase activity. Gene Ontology annotation, biological process: protein N-linked glycosylation; oligosaccharide metabolic process.